AUGUGGGGCGUGGGGGCUGCGGCGCUGCAGCUGCUCGCUCGGGCUGUGAAGCAGGCGGCGAUACAGGGAGUCCGGCAGGACUUCGGCCGUUGGCUGUCCCGAGCCGCCGGGACGUCGGCAGGAGGCGGCGGCGACACCGUCGGUUUCGUCCCGGCGGAAGCAGCGGGAGCCGGCGGGCUGCUGCUGGGGCCCUACGCGGAGCAGGACGGGCUGCCGCCGGCGGAGUUGCUGCUCUGCCAGCUGCCCGAGGCGGGUGGCGGCGGGUCCGGGCUGGCCGAGGCGCGGGGCUGGCGCUGCUCCUGCUGCCUCCUGGGCACCUGCUGGUGCAAAAGCUGCCUCAGCGUGUGCGUGCUGGCGGCCCUGUGCUUCGCCUCGCUGGCCCUGGUGCGCCAGUAUCUGCGGGACCUGCUGCUCUGGGCAGAGAGCCUGGACAGCCUGGCCGGCGUGCUGCUUUUCACCGUGGGCUUCAUCGUGGUGUCCUUCCCCUGUGGCUGGGGCUAUAUCCUGCUUAACGUGGCCGCCGGCUACCUCUACGGCUUCGUGCUGGGCAUGGGGCUGAUGGUGCUCGGCGUCCUCAUCGGCACCUUCGUCGCCCACGUGGCCUGCAGGCGACUGUUGGCCCGCUGGGCUCGGGCCAGGAUCCAGGGCAGCGACACGCUCAGCGCCGUCGUCCGCGUCGUGGAGGGCGGCAACGGCCUCACGGUGGUGGCUCUGGCGCGGCUGACACCCAUCCCCUUCGGGCUGCAGAACGCCGUCUUCGCGAUUACAGAUUUGUCACUACCCAAUUACCUGAUGGCUUCUUCACUUGGACUGCUUCCUACUCAGCUCCUGAACUCGUACUUGGGCACCACCUUGCGCACCAUGGAGGAUGUGAUUGCAGAACAAAGUGUCAGUGGCUAUUUUAUCUUUGGUUUACAGAUUGUCAUAAGCAUAGGACUCAUGUUUUAUGUCGUCCACCGAGCUCAAGUGGAGCUGAACGCAGCCAUUGUAGCGUGCGAGAUGGAAAUGAAGACAUCACUUGGCAAAGACAGCCAACCCAGCAUCAGUGGCUCAACCACCUACUGCAACAAAAGGACAGUAGCAUUCUCUGGAGGAGGUGUCAAUAUUGUGUGAUUCUAUUUUUUUUCCUAAGUAUUAACAAAAUAAGGAUUUUGUGGACCUCAGAAACAUCCCUGGACAAUUCAACUAGUUUGAAAUAAGAACUAAAAAUGGUUACAGGUUGUACCGUGGCACAAACCAACCGACCAGCUCCUCGUUGCACAUGGAGUGACUUCUAGCAAGAAAGGAAAGGUGGUGAGAAGUAACUUGAGUUGUAAACACACAUUUGACUGCACCUUUGGUCGUUUAUUACACCUGUCACGGCCUGUAGUCUGCACUUUAGGUUUUGGGUUGGUCUUUUCUUGUUUUCCUUUGCUUCUAUCGACUGAGAAAUGCAUCUAUAAAACUGAGGAAAAAGUAGCACAGAGGUCAAUAUUUUUCUGCUUAGCAUUAUUUAUAAGGCUGAAUAAUUAUAUGCAGUAGAACUUUGUUACUGAUAAAGAUGAACGGGAAAGUAUGCAGUUCAGUGUUUGUUAUUCUUGAAUGUGCUUUUGCUUUGGACUUGCUUCCAGAAGUUGGAGUGUGUUAUUUAGCUAAUGAUGGGACCAUUUGGCUUUUCCUGCAGUGUUGGUUUUUACAACAGGAAAAAAAAAAAAGCCCUAUAGUAAAGUUUUGGUUGAAUGUAUUUUUAUAAGUCAUUAAAAGCAUUGCAGAGCCAUGCAUUAUGUAUUCACACAAGCUUAAAUCCUACCUUGUGGGACUGAAGUGCUCUUAAAAAACAUUUUAAGUUACACUGUGUUAAUAUGCAAAGCAAAAGGGAAAACACAGAAGUUUUAAUCGCUUGCAGUGACUGUUGGAAAGAGACUUUGUGGCUCGAUGGUUGCAUUGGUUUUACCACCUUGGUGAUUGUACCAAAGGGCUGUUCCACGUUAGUCCUGUUCGUAGUACUUGUGAGUGGUGAAAGGAUGGAGUUUCCCGGCUCGCAUGACUGCAUGUAACAAGGCUUCCAGAACAGGGAGCUAAAUCUGUCCUUUAAAACACAAUGAUGGGAUGGUGACAGUACCAAUAUUACAUGAAGGUGGCCUUUAUUUUGUAAAGUGAACUCCCUCUCUCCCUUUAAGAAGCUUUAACACUUCUCUUUGGUUGGCAUGUGUUUUUUCUUCUAAUAGUGUGACGUGUUUUUAGAAGACACAAGCUGAGUGAAAAUAGGGAAAACUAGACCUCCUCCUUGGAAAACUAAAUCCAGUAGUGGAGGAGGGUGGUGAUGUCUCUGAGACUCAGGAAUUCUGACUUCAUUUUUGCAAGACAACACUGUAGUGGGUAGCGCCCCUGUGGCGUGUGCCGCGGACUGUUUUGCACUGCGUUUGGACUGGCUGACCCCACAGCAACCUCUGUGUGUUUGUGUAAGCGGAGAGCAGCAGUGAUGCCUGCACACACCUGUAGGUGUGAGCUCCACGUGGAUGUGCAGGAGGUGGCAGUGUUAACCUCUCGGAUGCGGACAGGGCGUCCGAUACAAAGGUGAUGUCGUGUCCUGCUCGCUGUGUAGUUAUUUUGUGUGAGGUUUUAAGGAUGCUUUCGGUCUUCAAAGUUGUGUCGUUUUCUACUAGUAUGACUGUGCCUCCCUUUUGUAAGGCUGCUGCUUGUUGGGUUCAAGUCUUUUUGGGUUGUUAUGGAAUAGCAGGUCUUCAAGGCUGUUGGGUAGCAGAGACCUGAUGGCCUCUAAGAGUCUUCCUAUGAGGCUGUACAGUACUUGCAUAGCUCGACAUCUGCGCCUUUUUUGGUGCUUCAGUUUUGUUCUCUCGGCGUGUACCCUUUGCAGACUGCUGUCCUUGGGUCUUGUGACCUAAGGAACUGAACCAGUUCAAUGGAACAACAAAGUUCAGAUUGUCUCCUUUCUGUUGUUUGGGUUUGUUUUUGUUUGGUUGCUUUGCUUUUGAGAAGGCAAUCUGCAUAUACCUGGAAGUGUUUAUUUACACAUCUCUGCCUCUGACAGCUCCUGUGUGAAAACAAGAGAGCCAGAUAAAUUCUGAUGGCGUUAUUUGUCAUCAUAGUAUAAUUGAGCCCUUUCCUGACCAUGGUUUGGUUUGGGAUUUUUGUGUGUGUGUGUUUUGUUUGGUUUGUUUGCUUCUUGGAAAGAACAAUCCUUCCAUAAAUGAACUGAUCUGAACUUUGCUCCAUCUUGCCAAAUCAAACACAAAAAAACCCAACAGUGUUUUGAAGAGGGUAUCUCUUUCUUUGCUUUUUUUUUUUUUAACUAAAGAUUUAGUUGAUUAUUUGACAACAUUUCCCAGAUAGGUAUUUUGAAGUGCUUUUAUUUCCAUGACAUUUUGUAAUGAGAGUAACUUCACUAUGUGAACACUUUUUUUGUAGUAUGGAAGUAGUUCUUAAGACUUUUGCAUUUUGCUUGAUACUUGUAAGAUUUGUGUACAAGUUAAUGGGAAAUGUGCAUUCAAAGGAACUUUUCUGUACUGUGCCAAUCAUAAUUUUAUACAAUAAAUCCACUCCAAUUUCUUUAAAGGAA
This is a messenger RNA of Pogoniulus pusillus (Red-fronted tinkerbird), 3559 nucleotides long. RefSeq names its product transmembrane protein 64 (gene TMEM64). Bases 1 to 1113 code for a protein of 370 amino acids. Gene Ontology annotation, biological process: positive regulation of osteoclast differentiation; regulation of cytosolic calcium ion concentration; positive regulation of bone resorption. Lineage: Eukaryota; Metazoa; Chordata; Aves; Piciformes; Lybiidae. The record is from RefSeq and is a predicted model, not a curated record. Gene Ontology annotation, cellular component: endoplasmic reticulum. The transcript has 3 exons.